Molecule: messenger RNA, 663 nt
Organism: Sitodiplosis mosellana (orange wheat blossom midge)
Lineage: Eukaryota; Metazoa; Arthropoda; Insecta; Diptera; Cecidomyiidae
Product: histone-lysine N-methyltransferase SETMAR-like
Exons: 2
Molecular function (GO): nucleic acid binding
Source: RefSeq, a predicted model, not a curated record
AUGGGUAAAAAUACCGUUCAGGCUGAGGAAUGGCUUCAAAAGUGUUACCCGGGCUCUGCUCCAUCAAUUGCAACCAUCAAACGAUGGUUUGCCGAUUUCAAACGUGGUCGUACGGACACCGAUGAUGCUGAACGCUCUGGUAGGCCAAAUGAGGCAGUUAUUCCAGAAAACAUCACAAAAAUCAACAAAAUGAUUAUGGCCGACCGCAAACUGAAAUUGCAGGAGAUAGCUGACAUCCUAAAGAUAUCAAAAGGCAGUGUGUACACAAUUUUGCAUGAUCAUUUGGGCAUGAGAAAGCUGUGUUCGAAAUGGGUGCCGCGUUUGUUGACACCGGAACAAAAACAAAAUCGUGUCGAUGAUUCGGAGAGCUGUUUGACCAUUUUUAAGCGCAAUCCGAACGAGUUUCUGCGUCGUUAUGUGACCAUGGACGAAACCUGGGUCCACCAUUUCACUCCGGAGUCAAAUUGGCAGUCAGCUGAAUGGACAGAAGCCGGUGGAAGUCGACCAAAGCGCCCAAAAACACAAAAGUCAGCUGGCAAGCCAAAUCCGUUGAAUGUUCGAACUUAUCGCAUCAUGAGAGACCACAAAACCGAUUUGGAAACUUCAAUGAUUGGCAUACAGUUUGUGAUUACCCAACAACAUUUCCUCAACAACAAACUCAAG